GUCCACCCUCCAACAAUCGUCCAAACCCAAGUUGAAGGUGGCUCCACCCUCUUCAACUUCAACUACUUUGGUGAGGACGCCUACCUGACACAGUCGAGCCAGUUGUACCUCGAGACCUGCAUCCCCGCUGUUGGUGACUGCUUCUGCAUGGUUCGCAGCUAUCGCGCAGAAAAGGUAUGA
Messenger RNA from Dibothriocephalus latus, 180 nucleotides. The record is from the annotation of a GenBank genome assembly. NCBI's taxonomy places the organism in Eukaryota, Metazoa, Platyhelminthes, Cestoda, Diphyllobothriidea, Diphyllobothriidae.